AUGGCGGCGAGUAGAUUGUUCAGACGUGCUUUUGACAGCCUUAAAAGCAAAGAAUUCCGGAACUAUUUAAUGAGUACACACUUUUGGGGACCAGUGGCAAAUUGGGGAAUUCCUUUAGCAGCCAUAGCUGAUAUGAAGAAAGACCCUGAGUUAAUUAGUGGAAAAAUGACUUUUGCUCUAUGUAUUUAUUCAGCUCUCUUCAUGAGAUUUGCAUGGAAAGUCCAACCUAGGAAUUUUUUAUUACUUGCCUGUCAUAUAACUAAUGAAGCAGCACAGAUAACACAAGGUGCUAGACUUAUAAACCAUGGAUUACAAAAAGGUAAAUUGUCCAAAGAAUCAGCAUCACUGAAGUAGAUUAUACCCACAGUAUAAAGACUAAAAAUGAAAGUACUGUUUAGAAUCUUCCUCAUAUGAAAAUUUCUGCUUACAACUUUUCCAAGGAUGAUUUAGAUUAUAACAUGAUCUAAAUCCUAAUUUGAGCCAAUAAACUUUGUUUUUGUUUUGGUUUUAAGAUUCUUUGUUAAGUGCAACAUCAAAUAAGGGAGCAGCCAACACAACUUUACAAGGAAAACAUGGAUAUUAAAUGUAAUAUCAGGUUUCAAGGCUGUGGAGUCCAUAACAUUACACUGAAUGAUCUAAAAAGCAUGUAUUAGAGAUGUACCUACCGGUAUGCAGAAUUUGACUACUGUAUUGACAUUGGCUGUUUAUUCUAUUGAUUUAGCUCUUGAGCUAACAGAUAACACACAUUCGAAAUACAGAUUAAAAAAUUAGAGUUGUAAGCAGAAAUUUUCAUAUGCUACAAUUGAUGCUGUAGAUGUAAGCGGGUCAUAUCAUCCAAAUAUCUUUUCCUACUCCAAUUCAGCUUAUUUUCAUUAUUAUGCUUUCUGUGAUUUAGUUUCUAAAUUUGGAUUGGGCAAUUUAGGUGGUCUAUCUAUAAUUGGUUUUGUUGAUCAGGGUAAUGUAUCACAGGGUACUACCAUACUCAACUAAAUUUAUGUAAAACAUUUAGUGGUUCGGACCUAGAUGUAAAAAAUAACACAAUUCAGGUAUAAGCUUGAAAGCCAGUAUAUUACAUUUUCCCUUAGCCUGGUCAGUGUGUCUAGAUAGGAAUAUUUAUUUCUCAGCUUAAAUAUGCAAAUACACUGUCGUUUUAAGAGCACAUUUUUUUAAAGUCUUUUAAUAUAAAUUUACAGACCAAUGCUUUUUUUUUUAUGGUGUUACCAUAUUUGCUUUAUUAUAAGUAUGUGUGCUUAAAGCUUAGUAUAUGAGUUUGGUACAGUGAAAUUCAAGUAGUUUUGACAUGACCUGGAGAUGCACUUUCAAUAAAGUAACUAUAAUGUGUUCUAUGUAUCAAUGCAUUGGAUAAGUCACUGUAAUAGUAGGGGAACGUAAUCUAAAUUACUCUCUUAAAUUCCCUAAUAUAUUUGUAAAUUGUUACUUAUUCCCCACAUCAUAUUUCCAACUGCGAAAUCUCUGAUUAUCUGACAUCUUAGUCAUCUGAUCUGCAAACUGAAAAGAAAAAAUUAAUGGGAUUUCCUCAACAUUGCAAAACAAUUUUGUAUUUACCCAACCAUUCCUAAACACUGUAGUGAUGAAAAUCAGUUUUCAACAUUACUGACAAUAUAAUACUUGUGUACAUCUUUUCAAUGCAUUGAAACAAGAGUUACUAACAAUGUUUUUUUUGGGGGAAGAGUGAAAAAAAGAUUGUCUAAAAUGAACUUGGCUAAUGUAUACCAGAAUCAUGAGAUGAGGUGUUUUGUAGACAAUCACACAAUUGUUGUGAUGCAAUUUAAUAGUUAUAAUGGUGCAUCAUUAACGAAACAGAAAAACAUACAUUUAAUUUAAUUUGUAAUUUGAUAAAAUAAAAUAGACAAAAUAAGUGUAAAAAUGAAGGGAAUCAGGGGCCUCAACAUUUUUGUUUGUGCUUCAAGUCACCUACACACUCACAUACAAUUUUAUUUUAUUCUUGAAAACUGACCUCCCAGCAGUCAACAAGCUGACCAUUUUAACUCAGGAUUCCUACAAAAUAAGUUUUAUUAGAAAUCACACAUCCACACACAUGAUCAGCAUGAAUGUCACAAGGCGAGGACUUCCUGUAAUCAACGACUUAUACCACCACAAUCUUACAUAAACAUGAAAUAAAUGCACACACUGCAUUGACCCUUUGCUUUCGGCAGAACUGUAUCAUUUGCAUGAAUUCAAAAUGGUAAAUUUUGUGCAUUGCCAGGCAAAUUAAUUGAUAUCAAAUGUAAACAUAUUUAUUUGUACUAAAUCCCUUUUAGAGUAGAGGAUGUACAUGUAGGGAAUGACUCUCACUACUGAAGUCAUGUUUCAACACUUUUCCAACAUUUGAGAAAGAACUCUCUUUCACAUCUAAAAUUCCAAACCUUGGCUAUUCACCAAGCUAUGUUAAAUAUUCACAUAAACUGUGGUUGUUACUUGAAUGCAUAUUAAGAAAAACUGUGGUGAAUCUACAUAGAGAAUAAAUAACAAAGUGUGGACAAUGGGUCACAUGACCAAGAGUGGUAUGAAAUUCAUACAUAUUGAGUUAGAAUAUUUAUGACAACAAGCAAAAUCAAUGCAAUUGAAUUGUUAUAAAACUAAGGUUUAUUAAAAUAUUCUCCUCUUGUAUUCAGAAUGAGGGGGAAGUCCCCAUUAUUUUUAGAUAAACCCUCUAUUUAGAUGAGAUGCUGCACAUAAGUGUUCCACAACUUUCAGUGCAUCUAAAUGUUAGUGAUGAGUUUAUUUGAUUUGUUUGACUUUAUGUACUUAUUUACAUCAGGUUUGAUAUGCAUUUAUUCUGAAUUUCUGCGCGUCACAGCUGUUUCAAUAAGUUUGAAUUCUCAAACAUUGACCAUAAAUCAUACAACCACAUACAUGUCAUAUAUUAGUCAAGGCACUAAUAAACAUUUCUGAGUGCUUAAUUUAAUGCAUUCUAUUAAUUUUUCUGCAAAUACUUGAGGAAACUCUACAGCAGUAACCAUAACAAGUAAAUUUGUCUGAAAAUGAGUUAUGCAAAUUAUAUAUACAAGAAAACUAAUGAUGGUACAUCACUUUGUCUUUUGGUUCAUGAGAACUAUCAAAUUUGCUUGUCUAAUAAUUGAUAACUUAAAGGUUCCUGAUUGCGUGUUCACUAUUGAUCCUAACGAAAUGAAUCUAGGCAUAAUAUUUCAUCAGAUGUUUUGAUUUGGCUUUUCAUUUAUUGUUUGUAUCAACAUAAGCUAAUUUACAUUAUUAUCGGUUAUGAAUUAAGUUUUUUCUUAAAAUUCAGUCUGUGUGAUACUUUAAAACCAUUUAUUUUCACCACUUUGAUGUUUUGAACAAUUUCCGUUGGGUCUAAGUUCACAAACUUUGCAACGAAACAAUUAGUUCCAUUAUUAUUUUACAUGUUCACAUGAAUUUAAUUUAGUGGAUUUUACUUAUCUGCAAAAACAGAAAGUUAAAAAGCAUUAAAUAAUUGAUGUGAUUUCAGUACUUUCAAUGUCAUUGACAAUGCCUUCGCUCCCAUUAUAAAAAAUAAAUUGUUUGUCGCCAUGCUUUCAAUGUCAUUGACAAUGCUUGUUAGCUACUUUGCUUAUAUGAUACAGAUCACCAAAUCAUUGCAAUUCAUAUGUGCUGCUGUAAUAUACACCUAAUACUAAGCAAUAAGUAUUUCUAAUAUUCUGUA
Saccoglossus kowalevskii is the source of this 3667-nucleotide messenger RNA. RefSeq names its product mitochondrial pyruvate carrier 1-like. Gene Ontology annotation, cellular component: mitochondrial inner membrane. Gene Ontology annotation, biological process: pyruvate import into mitochondria. Lineage: Eukaryota; Metazoa; Hemichordata; Enteropneusta; Harrimaniidae. The record is from RefSeq and is a predicted model, not a curated record.